AUUAAUAGUACUGUUUUAGUGUUUAAUUAGUUCCCUCCUUGAUUAAUCUGCUUGAUUACAAAAUUCCGUUAGUGAUUACGGCAUGAAGAGCCAACGGGAAAGACGAAGAAGCAUUUCUCGUUCUAUGAACAGAGACCACUUGCGCUAACAGGCGGUGCUAAAUUUUUUCAGAAAUUAAAAACCCCAAAAAUCUGUACGAUAAACAAUUUAUUCAUUAACUUUUUUUUUUUUUUCUAUAAGCAUAAGGUAAUGGCGAGAUUCUUUGUUGCCUUCUUCGUCUCUCUCACACACCCAUUAAAAUAUUGCAUCAACUUGUCGGUAAAUUAAUUUUUGGCUUAUUCUAUCUUUUCUUUCUCUGUCUUGUUCUUUCAAUUUCAACAAAUAAUAAUUAUCUGAAAUAUACAGAUGUGUAUAUAUUAGAUACACGUAUACUACUAGCUACUUCACUGUGUGAUCUGAUCUAGUUCCUUUUUUUUUUAUAUAAAAAAUAAUCGACAAUUUCGGAUUUGUUUAUGCUUUGCUUCACAUGAAUCACAUACGUUCAUGUCGAUUCCUUUGAGAUACUCUUGUCUCGAUUUCGUGUUUUUUUUUUUUUUUUUUUCUAAUUUAAAAUUAUUGUAACCACGUGGAUUUGCUUGUCCUGGUUUUGUUUUCCUCUCGAGCGCUUUGAUGAAAUCGAGGAACCUAGUCAAUUUCUUCGUGGAUCCAAAAACAUUGUUGGUUCGUAGUAGCUAGCUUAAUAGGUUUCUGCUCUUGAUUGGCUCCAGCUGCUUCGCAGAUUUUAGGGCUUUUUCUUCUGUUUCUGCUUCGAUUCUCAUUUUUGAGUCUUCUUCUAUAUUAUUGCUGUAACUAGUCGAGUUGACAAGCUUCUGGGUUUACGAAGAGACAUCUCCUAAUUGGAACAAAACCUUUGCUUUCCAUUGGGCUGAAAAAAAGCUAGAGUCUUGGAAUAGUUUUUGGAGCGUGGUUUAUUUAGAUGGGAGGUCAAUGCUCUAGCCUGAGUCAGUGUUGCAGGAACUCUUCACACAAGACAGCUGUUCUUGAAGCUCCUUAUGUUGAUAAUGGAGAGAGUAGUGAGAUCACUGAUGUUCCUAAUUUCCGGGAGUACACAUUAGAACAGCUUAAGGCGGCUACUUCUGGUUUUGCUGUGGAGUAUAUUGUAUCUGAGCAUGGAGAAAAGGCUCCAAAUGUUGUCUAUAAAGGGAAAUUGGAGAAUCAAAAGAAGAUUGCUGUCAAGCGUUUCACUAGAAUGGCCUGGCCUGAUGCACGACAAUUCUUGGAGGAAGCGAGGUCGGUUGGUCAGCUGCGGAGUGAGAGAAUGGCAAAUUUACUUGGAUGUUGCUGCGAAGGUGACGAGAGGUUACUUGUAGCAGAGUUUAUGCCUAAUGAAACACUAGCCAAACACCUUUUUCACUGGGAAACCCAACCUAUGAAAUGGACUAUGAGGCUGCGUGUUGUUUUAUAUCUAGCACAAGCUCUUGAAUACUGCACCAGCAAAGGCCGUACUCUUUACCACGACCUCAAUGCUUACCGGGUUUUGUUUGAUGAGGAAUGCAAUCCAAGACUUUCUACUUUUGGCUUGAUGAAGAAUAGUCGGGACGGAAAAAGUUACAGCACUAAUCUUGCUUUCACCCCUCCUGAAUAUCUACGAACUGGGAGAAUUACUCCAGAGAGUGUGAUAUACAGCUUUGGCACUCUUCUGCUUGAUCUUCUCAGCGGAAAACAUAUACCUCCUAGCCAUGCCCUUGAUCUGAUUAGAGACAGAAAUCUUCAGACGCUAACUGAUUCUUGCCUAGAUGGGCAAUUUUCUGAUAGUGAUGGCACAGAGCUAGUACGCCUGGCUUCUCGUUGUCUUCAGUAUGAAGCUCGUGAGCGGCCAAACACGAAAUCUUUGGUGACUGCCUUGACACCUCUUCAGAAGGACACAGAGGUCCCAUCUCAUGUUCUAAUGGGGCUACCUCACAGUGGUUCAGUCUCUCCUCUGUCCCCUCUUGGUGAGGCUUGUUCAAGAAGGGACCUGACCGCUAUGCUUGAGAUCUUGGAUAAACUUGGAUACAAAGACGACGAGGGUGUCACCAAUGAGCUCUCGUUUCAAAUGUGGACAGACCAGAUGCAAGAGUCUUUGAACUCAAAGAAGAAGGGUGAUGUGGCUUUCAGGCAAAAAGACUUUAGAGAGGCCAUUGAGUGUUACACACAGUUUAUUGAUGGAGGAAUGAUCUCUCCAACAGUGUGUGCUCGCCGUAGUCUGUGUUACCUAAUGAGUGACAUGCCAAAAGAAGCUUUAGAUGAUGCAAUUCAGGCUCAAGUGAUCUCUCCCGUGUGGCAUGUCGCGUCAUAUCUGCAGUCUGCUUCCCUUGCUUUCUUGGGAAUGGAGAAGGAAUCUCAAAUCGCACUCAAAGAGGGCUCGAACCUUGAAGCAAAGAGGAAUGCAGGUUCCCGAGUGAAGUAAGAUAUAUUGCGUUUAAAGAUUUGUCUUUUGGGAAAGAUGAAAGAACAUCUUACCAAGUAAAAGGGGUUUGAAUCUUUUGAGCACAGUGAUGGGAAAAUACUCCAAGAGCGAUGCAAAACUAUAGACCCGCUUCUUCUACAGAGAUGAUUGGUUUUAUUGCUCUUAUUGUGCCUCUUUUUAUGGGCAUUGAAUUGAAGGAGUCACUUCCUUUAUUGGCUUUGAAAUCCAUUUCCUGAAACUUUAUUGUACUAAAGAAAAACCAUUAUUGCAGAAACCAAAAGAGGUUUUGUUUCUUUUGAUCCAUUGGUCACACAGACUAAUAUGUAUGAACUCUGUCUUGACAGUCCACAGUGAGAGGGGUUUUGUGGUUAAAUUCCCAAAAGUUGGGUGGAUCAUUCAAA
Arabidopsis lyrata subsp. lyrata is the source of this 2850-nucleotide messenger RNA. Its product is annotated as probable serine/threonine-protein kinase At5g41260. The record is from RefSeq and is a predicted model, not a curated record. Gene Ontology annotation, molecular function: ATP binding; protein binding; protein kinase activity. Bases 977 to 2449 code for a protein of 490 amino acids. The transcript has 11 exons. Lineage: Eukaryota; Viridiplantae; Streptophyta; Magnoliopsida; Brassicales; Brassicaceae. Gene Ontology annotation, biological process: brassinosteroid mediated signaling pathway; protein phosphorylation.